AUGGAAGAAGCAUUGUGGGCAUACAGAACUACAUACCGUAUACCAAUAGAAAGCACUCCAUACUCACUGGUAUAUGGGGUUGAAGCAGUUUUGCCUCUUGAACAUCAAAUACCUUCGUUAAGGUUAGCUAUUCAAGAAGGUCUUACAAACGAGGAAAAUGUAAAGUUACGGUUGGCAGAGUUAGAAGCUCUCGAUGAGAAGAGGUUACAAGCUCAACAAAAUUUAGAAUGCUAUCAAGCUCGAAUUUCUAGAGCUUUCAACAAAAAGGUGAGGGUUGGCUCAUUUCAAAUUGGUGACAAGGAUUCUAUUGAAGUGACUCAUUUGCGUUUAGACUUAGUUGCUUUUGUUCAUAUUCAAGUUCAAUUACUUUCUUUCAAGUUCACUUUUGCACUUGUAAUCAAGAAAAUUGUUUGCAAUAUUGUUGAGUAA
Molecule: messenger RNA, 429 nt
Organism: Ipomoea nil (Japanese morning glory)
Lineage: Eukaryota; Viridiplantae; Streptophyta; Magnoliopsida; Solanales; Convolvulaceae
Exons: 2
Coding region: 1-429 (142 amino acids)
Molecular function (GO): nucleic acid binding
Source: RefSeq, a predicted model, not a curated record